ACGUACUGGUAGUAGUCCUGUAGGCUACGGUUGCCAUUAUUUUCUUUCCAAUUACCAGAGUCAUUGAUACCUACAUUAAAUUAGUUCAUUCAUUCUUCAGACUGCAAGCAAGAUGACGCAAGGAAACGGUAUCUUUGAGAGGUGGGGUAUCUCUGGGAGCAGCAGCCGGACCCACCACCACCAUGAGGAAGUUGAGGAGGACAAGUGGCCCACUGGGAAUAGACGAGACAUGAGGAGACCAUCUCGUGCCGUGACGGGUGGCCUUUGUUCUACCAUUUUGGCCGAAAAGGCUCUGGAGAGUCCUCUGGCCAAGAAUACGAAAAAGCUGAACAAGACAGUCAGUCUAUCCAGUCUUUCGGUGCCUCUCGACAGGGGAUUGUCUGAUUUGGAAUUAGAGUCCUUUCAUGUUCGUGAGGUCGAAGCAGAGGAGUGCUCCCUGCCGACCUUGGGUCCCAUGAUGAGUGACAAGAGCGUCAUGUCGUUCAACACGGCAGGCAAACGUACCAGUAGUGGCACAACAACUCUACCGUCCAUCAAUGAAGGGCAGCGGAAUGUACAACGAAACUCGAGUGAUCCGGUCCAAUUGUUCAAAUUGGCAGCCAUGAUUGCCGGUAGAGGAGGAGCAAACAGCAGCUUCAUCAGUCGAGAAAGAAAGAGCAGUCGAAGAAAUGUCACACGGCGGAAUUCGGAGGCUAGUAGUACAAGGGAUCCUGAAAUGGACGAUUCCUUCUCCACAUUGGCGUCCAGGAAUCGCAGGACCAAGCCUGGAAUGGACACUUCGGGACACACAGCAGCAACAGCAGCUUCCUCCAAUAGAAGUCCCAUUCGAGAAAGAUUUGGAGCCCAGGGCAAGUCAAGCUCCAACAGGGCACCACUGAGGAGGUGCCUGAGCUCACCAUUGGCGGCAAUGAGGCAACAACGAGCAGCCGCAACAAAGACCGCGGAUAUCAUCUCCACACAACAACCAACACAACCAACCAACAAUGAUUCUUGUUCUGCAAAUACUCCCGAAAGAACCCCUGGACGAAGGGGUAGAUUUGGUUCCACAGGGAGUAGGCGUGGCAUGGGCCUUAAUCGCAGCAGGUCACCCCUUCGGAGGACGUACAGUUCUCCUUUGAACAGCCGAAGCCCACCCACGAGAUGGGAAAACAGCACAGACAACAACAACAAUGCCAGAGGUCGAACCAUCAGUCAAGCAAGGAUGGUUCGGUCGAACAGUGCCACAGGUCUGGGUGACACUACCAAUAAUUCGGAAAAGAAAGCGCCUGACUUUUGCUUCGAGGCCAAGUUCGAGGCAAAGACGGAGACCCAACAACAACGGGUUGAAAAGAAUACUGGUAUAGGCGGUACUAGUUGGCAUGAGACAUCCAGCAAGAAGCGCCCAGUUCGAAAAACAAGAAGUGUCGGGGCCACAAGGGCAGACCACGAACACAACGACAAUCCAAAACGAGGAUCCCAUGGCAGUAGUUCUUCCAAGCUCUCUCCCAUUGAUGAUGACGGUGAGGCCUCUGGCGGCGAGGACAAGAAAAACAACAUCAUCAAUCUUCAUGAUAGUACUGAAAAGCAACUUAUGAAGAUGAGUUGGCACGCCUCCUUUGCUGAAGACAAUUGGGAGGAGACUGCACCCUCUUCUGGAGAAUACGAUGGAAUGAGUAAGAGUCUUCCAGAGAACCACAACAACAAUAAGGGGGGUCAGAGAAGACGUCGCAAAGGUAGUCUCUCCUCCAAAUCACCUAAGCGAGACAAUCAGCAACGUUCUUCUUUGUCGGAAAAACUAGACUACAGCAAACUGCUACAACGAAACGAGGCAUUGAAUGCCAGCAAAGAGUUCCCGCUAGUAGACACGGAAACGCUGGGGGACUUUGGUGCUGAUGCGUCAGAGUCUACUAUUGCCAAGCCGGAGCAAAUUGACAAUGACAAAGGCUGCUUCUUGAGUCCGGUAGUUGUAAAGGCGGUACGCACGAGUGCUUCGAGGAUCAGUUUGGAGGAGGACAGAACAAUUUUGAAGCUGCAGGGAAAGUCUGAUCAUGAGUCCAAUGCCACGAGUGCCACAAGUGUGGGCAGCCUCGCAUCAGAAGAUUCCCAUGCCAACAACAGCCGCGAAAGUUCCAAGCUGAGUACUGCAAGCAACAAGGAUUCUUCUACAUCAGAAGCCGUAGCCAAUCGCAGUGCACGAAGAGCUCGGAAAGAGAGGGGCAAUGAGAAGGAAGCCGACAGGGAAAGGCGCCGCGACAGAGAAAAGAAACGAGAGAAAGAAAAGUCGAGAGAAAGCGACAAUGCAGAACCAAAGGAGAGGGGAAAGGAGAGACAGCGCAAGUCCAGAUCGGGCAGCGCCUCAAGCUCCAAGGACACACAGUCGAAAAGGUCUGUUUCUAAGAGCGAAAACAGAAAGUCCUCAAGGAAGGCAAGCAUGCCAGACUCGUCAAGGGCUAGCUUAACCUUGGACGACCUCGCAAUGUCCAGUCAUGACAUGAGCACCAGUGAACGGAGCCACGAGAUGAGCUCUAGCGGGGGGAGCCAUGGCAUGAGUUCUAGCAGGAGGAGCCAUGGCAUGAGUUCUAGCGAGAGGAGCCAAGGCAUGGUCUCCAGUGAAAAGAGCUACAGGCGGUCAUCAUCUUUGUCAUCUCUUUCAAAAUCAUCCAACCACAGAAGCAGUCGUGGAUCCAGUAGCAAUUUGCAAGCACCGGAACCGAGGGAUUCCCGCAGUUCUCGUCCUAGCGACACGUCUUGUUUGCUAGAAUCUCUGUACUUGGACACUGUCUUGGAAACUCAGAACGAGGAUGGCUCUGUAGCAACCCAGCCCAAGAAAUCCAAGUCGAAGGGCCACAAGUCCAGGGGUGACGAGCACAAGCCCUCUAGAUCAUCAAAAUCCAAGCCAGUGAACAGUGAAACCAAGAAUGAUGGCGGACCCUCUGAGAGCAAAGGACGAGAUCCAACUCCGGCCAGACACAGGAGGCGGUCGAUCAGCCACGUGGCUGCGGAAGAUGAUGAUCAAGAUCCAGUGGAUCCAAAGCGGGAGAAGGCGAGGUCCAACCGCAAGAGCAGCCACAAGGAGGGACGUAAGAAGCGGUCCAAGUCGCACAAACGCUCCAGUGAUGGAAACAGAGGAACGGACUUGCAUCGGCAUUCGCAAUCUUCAGUCGACGUAGCAGAGGAACACAGCCGGACAAGUAAGAGCGAUCAUGGUUCAGAGUCCAAGUGUUCUAGUGAUGAUGGGCGUCGCAAACAAUGCAAAAGUGAACGCGAAGCAGAAGAUGAAAUUGGUGAUUCGGGUCAUGAUGUCCAGCAAGUCGCAUUCAACGCCACUGAUAAUGGCUUCUUUCAUCAUCACGAUCCAUCCAUGUACUUUGACCCGAAUCGCCGAGGUGGCCCAACACCGCAAGACCCAAGGUUCAUGUGGCACCAGCACCCGUACCCGCCAACUGGCAAACUCUCGGAUGGUCGUGUAAUGCCAUCGUCUCACCACGAACCCGGGGGCAAUCCAAGGUAUCCUGACUACAGGUGCCCUCCUUAUCCCAGCCAUCCAGUUGUGGGUCACCCGUAUGAUCCGUAUUGGCAUCCAUACUGGGCCCAGCAAACGGGAUUUCACCAACAGAUGGAUCCCAGGUUGAGAAGAGGUCCGAGCCGAGGAGGAACUGAUGGUCCGUCGUCCGUGGCUCAUCCGGGGUCUGGCAAGGAUGGUUCGCAUUCUGAAGCUGGCGGAGGUGAUCAAAGAGAAGGAUCCUUGCAAAAUCCACGUUCGUUGCGGCGUCGCCACAGCAUUGGAAGCGCCCAUUCACGCGAUGCGAUUAUGCACGAAGUGACAGUCUCGAUACAGCAGGAUCAGAAGACUUGGUUGAACAGGUGCAGUCAGUGUGGACAGAGCGUCAUUGAUUGCCGAUGUAGUAAUCUCCAUCACGAGGAUGAGGCAAUCCAGGGAAACGAUGAUCAUGGUCGACCUCGAGACCUGGAGUCUCGGUUGGGCUCCUCCUCCCACCAAGAUGUCUCCUUGUUUGACACUUUUGGUAUCCGAAAUCCCAAUGCACAGAAGCGAGGGAUGGGCAGUCAUAGCCGCAUCGACGGAGAGUUCCAUUUGUCGACUCACAUCCAUCCAGGUUUCUAUUGUCCACCACCAUUGCAACCUCUGUACCGUCGACCGGAAGGAUUCGACGUGAUCGAUUACGUUCACAUGUCCAACACACAACGAUUGGCUGGUACCAUGUCCCAGAACAACCAUCGGGGUCGUACCUUUCAGCGAUUUCAAGAACAACAAGAGCAACCGCAGGACGAAGCAGCCACCGUGGGUCCCAUGAAAAACGUGUCGCAACUGUCUUCAUCCGAGAAAAGUAGAGCUGCCAUGGAAGCCCGGCGGGUGGUGGUUGACGAUGGUUCGUUGCGCUAUCCACCGAUGCGAUCUUUCAGUUUCGGAAGCAAGUCGGGACGGAGAUCCACCUCGGGGCGUUUCUCUGUGAUGAGCGAAGGUUCCAUUGCAUCCUUUGCCGUCUAGCUAGCUAGCUUGUCGGUAAAUAGGAAGAUUGGUGGUCGUUAUAAGUGAUUCGCAGCAUAAAAUAGGUUACUAAAUGGGGAU
This is a messenger RNA of Seminavis robusta, 4567 nucleotides long. The record is from the annotation of a GenBank genome assembly. Lineage: Eukaryota; Bacillariophyta; Bacillariophyceae; Naviculales; Naviculaceae.